AUGCAGUGGCGGCCUGUCCAGCGUCGGCUCGCGCUUGCCUGGACGCAUCACGAGGUUGUCCGGCCUGUCCGAUGUCGGCCAACCCUAUCCUCCAUCAGCCGGCGUCAAUUGUCUAGCUCCUCGUUCCAUUUCCCGACCUUCUCACAAUUUGACCGGUCAGACUUUACCAGUCAGCCGUACACAUCUAGCUAUGAGACUGGACUCCCGACCUCCGGACCUCUGGGGUCGACACCGGCAUUUGGCGCCCCACGCAUAACACCGAAGGUGCUGAAGCAUUACCUCGACCAGUAUGUGGUGGGACAGGAUCGCGCGAAGAAGGUGUUGAGUGUGGCUGUCUACAACCAUUACCAGAGGGUACAAGAAGUGCAAAGACGCGAGGAGGAGGCAGAAGAGCUUCUCAUGAAGCGACAACGGAGGGAGGCGCUAGAAGGUCACCCCUUGGAAGAUGAACUUUCUGGUCAGCAGCGCACAGUCGGUCUCCCGUCCACCACGAAGUCCCGCCAGGCCACUCUGUUGGACCAAGGCGAGCUGGUUGACACAUCUCCUCUACAGUUGGACAAGUCCAACAUUUUGCUACUUGGACCAUCUGGUGUUGGUAAGACGCUCAUGGCAAAGACACUGGCUCGUGUUCUGUCGGUGCCGUUCAGCAUCUCGGAUUGUACGCCUUUUACUCAGGCUGGCUACAUCGGAGAGGAUGCCGAGACCUGUGUUCACCGACUUCUGGCCGCUGCCAACUAUGACGUUGAGCAGGCGGAGCGAGGUAUUAUUGUCCUUGAUGAGGUCGACAAACUCGCGGCCGCCAAGGUCAGUCACGGGAAGGAUGUCGGUGGUGAAGGAGUGCAGCAAGCGCUCCUGAAGAUCAUCGAGGGUACUACGAUACAAGUGCAGGCCAAAAAUGAAAAGAACCCACGGACUACCAGCCCUCCGAACUCCUAUCCCUCCAACAGUCCGCUGGGAAACACACCAUUCCAGCCCCACAACAACAACCCUGCUGCCAAGGGCGAAGUCUACAACGUGCGCACGGACAACAUACUGUUCGUGUUCUCUGGCGCAUUCGUCGGUCUGCAAAAAGUGGUCAUGGACCGCAUCUCGCGUGGCUCCAUCGGAUUUGGCCAACCAGUCCGUUCAGCUUCGAGCACAAGCGAUAUUCCCGGUGCCCCAUAUUCUUCGAACAACGAACCACUUCCCAUCCUGCCAGGGUCUGAAGAAGAGGCAUUAUACAAGAAGCACCUCCCCUUCUUCACCUCCGUGUCUCCUGCCGCAGGCGGCGAGCCGACCUAUUUCAACUCACUCGACCUUCUGACUCCAGCGGACCUGCAGAGCUAUGGCUUCAUUCCCGAGCUGAUUGGCAGGAUUCCCGUCACUGCCGCGCUCUCGACCCUAACUCAACCCUUACUGUUGCGCAUUCUCACUGAACCCCGCAACUCCUUACUCGCCCAAUACACGACCCUUUUCUCGCUGUCCGGCAUCGAGCUCCGCUUCACCACGCCGGCGUUGCACAAAAUCGCAGCUAAUGCCUUCACAAUGGGCACGGGGGCUCGUGCUCUGCGCACCGAGAUGGAAACUAUUCUAAGCGACGCGAUGUUCGAAGCCCCCGGCUCCAGUGUCAAGUUCGUUCUUGUCACCCAGGCUGUGGCCGAGCGCAAGGAGAAGCCGAUCUAUCUUGCCCGUGGCCAAGGCGGAAAGUUCCACGCGAUGAUCUCUGCCGAGGAGAGCGAGUGGGAAGAAAAGACAAGGCGCGAAAAGAAGGGGAAGAAGAAAGACAAGGCCGACGGUGAUAGCGAAGGCAAUGAGCAUGCAUCGAACUUCCAGGAAUACCGGAAGCGAUCGAUAGGCUAA
Messenger RNA from Penicillium cinerascens, 1839 nucleotides. RefSeq names its product putative ATP-dependent Clp protease. Gene Ontology annotation, molecular function: ATP hydrolysis activity; ATP binding. The record is from RefSeq and is a predicted model, not a curated record. The transcript has 2 exons. Gene Ontology annotation, cellular component: mitochondrial matrix. NCBI's taxonomy places the organism in Eukaryota, Fungi, Ascomycota, Eurotiomycetes, Eurotiales, Aspergillaceae. Bases 1 to 1839 code for a protein of 612 amino acids. Gene Ontology annotation, biological process: protein catabolic process; proteolysis.